AAAAUGGUUAAAAUGUUUAUUUCUAUAAGUUUUUUAUUAUUCAGUGCUAUCCUAGUAAAUAUAAAUGGGCCAGUCGGCCCCAAUCAUUGACUUCCGGACUAAUAAAACAUUGACAAUAAGUACGAACCAAUUGUAUGGCUUUCAAAACCAAGCCUCUCAACAAUAUAUGACACAAUGCCUUCAGGGGGCGACUGCCAACCCCACCUCACCCCCUAAGACUAACUCCACGUUUUGGUACGUAUUUGAGAAGCUGACGGCCCCGGCGGGCAAUUACUACCGGAUUAGACACCCAGACCCUACACUCAAGUGUCAACAAGUGUGCAAAAUAUCGGCCGCACCUACCCGUGGAUACGUAAUGAUGUUUAACAGAGACUGCGGUCAGACA
Messenger RNA from Oppiella nova, 385 nucleotides. Lineage: Eukaryota; Metazoa; Arthropoda; Arachnida; Sarcoptiformes; Oppiidae. The record is from the annotation of a GenBank genome assembly.